CGGGAAAAAAAAAAAAAAUUCUCUGGCAGAGACAGUCCCUUAGGUCUUCUAAUGUCUCUGAGCAAAAGGGGAAGAGACCCUGCAACUGAGUCUCCAAACCUCCAUGAGCGGACACUAAACUCAGUUAACCCAUCAAAGAAUACGAGGUGAGGAACUUUACCAGAGACCUUUUGUAUUCAUUUCUAUCAAGUUUGUAUCUUUUCUAGACAUACAAUAUCAGGCUAACCAUGAGCCAUCUAUAUAAACUUAGAACAAUUCCUAUUCUCAAAUGGGUUUCUUUGAAUUCUACUGAUAGCUACAAAAUCCUAUUUUGGCCUGGAGGGUCGUUAUUCUGCAGUAACCCUAGGUUUUAUAGGACGAAAAGAGUAGUUCUUUCUGAAAAUGGAAAUAAUUUGGAUGAAACUUUGACAGAUGAUCGCAAAAUCUCUGAUUACACUAGGAAAAAUGCUCAGGCUGCACUGUUAGAAUACUUGCAUUCCACUAGAAGCUUACAGUUUAUGGAUGCAGAGCAUAUAAGUAAAAACUCACCAAAUUUUCUUAAAAAGCUAUUGCAGAAGGUUGAUACUGAGGCAGAUGUUGGGCGGUCUGUUACUCGUUUCUUGCGUUAUCAUCCUAUUAAUGAAUUUGAGCCUUUCUUUGAAAGUUCAGGUUUAAGACCACAUGAGUAUACGCCUCUUCUUCAGCGUGAUUUAAUGUUUUUGAGUGAUGAUGAUUUGCUGCUAGAGAAUUAUCAUAUUUUGUGUAACUAUGGGAUUCCUAGAAAUAAGAUGGGAAAGGUUUAUAAGGAAGCAGGAGAAAUUUUUCGGUAUGAUUAUGGGGCCUUAGCAAUGAAACUUAAAGCUUAUGAAGAACUGGGCUUGGACCGGUCUUUUAUGGCUAAAAUGAUUGUUUUUUUCCCGUCUCUUUUGAUUGGGGAUGUGAAUGUAGACUUUAUUGAGUCGUUGGAGAUAUUGAGGAAAGGGGGAAUUAAAUUACAUUGGAUUGAGGAGCAUUUGUCUGAGAAUAGUUCUUAUAACUGGAGCCAUUUGCAUGCUACUCUAUACUUAUUUAGCAAGACAGGUUACAGUUACGAACAGAUAGGUGUGCUGAUAAGCCAACAUCCGGGGAUUAUUUUUGAGGGUUCGGGGGAUAGGACAUUAUCACUAGUUGGGUUUCUAUUUAAAUUUGGUUCCUCAAUGCAACAGAUAACUUCCUUGUUUCUACAGUUUCCAAAAAUGCAAGUUGGGAAGUUUCUUAUGAAUUUAAGGCAAUGCUUUCUGUUCCUGACUGAGGUUGAGAUGGAGGUAAUGGAGAUUGGUAAGAUUAUGCAGACUCAUUCGCUUUUUAUGGGUUCAUGUAAAUUGAAGAAAACCAAUAGCUUGCUUUCUGCUCUGAGCGUUGGAAAGAAGAGAAUUUGCAAUAUCAUCCUGCAGAACCCUCAAGAAAUGAAGAACUGGGUAAUGGGAUCAAAAGUUGGACCUUUGCCAAAAUCAGGGGAGAGGCAAAGAUCAAAAAUGCUGAAGACUAAGUUCCUGUCCGACUUGGGAUUUGUGGAGAACUCGAAGGAAAUGGAAAAAGCACUCAAGGUUUUCCGAGGCAGAGGAGCAGAGCUCCAGGAGAGAUUUGAUUGCAUCAUGCAAGCUGGUUUGGAUAAGAAGGAUGUUUGUGAAAUGAUUAGAAUAUACCCUCAAAUUCUUAAUCAGACAAAAGAGGUAAUCAAGAUGAAGAUUGACUUUUUGGUAAAUGAUUUGGGUUAUCCCAUAUCAUCAUUAGUCGCAUUUCCUGCAUUUCUGUGUUAUACAAUACCGACUCUAAGUCUUAGGUUAGAAAUGUACGAUUGGCUCAAAGAUCAAGGAAAAGUUGACUCCAUGCUUUCCUUGAGCACGGUAAUUGGGAUCUCAGAAAAAUUAUUUGUCAAGCGGUAUGUAGAACUUCAUCCUAGAGGCUCUGAAGUAUGGCAGGAGUUGAAGAAAAAAUUUGGUUCUGAAAAUAAGCUCUGACGCCUGACUUGUCCUAUUGUGAUUUCUGCCUCCGGUGGAGAAGAUGUGAAGAACUUUGAUUCUGUAUCCUCUGCUGGCUGGAAACCUGUUGAUAACUUGUAUGCUGAAGACAAUUUUGCUCUGAUUGGCCAACAGAAAAUGGAACAUUUAAAGCAAGGCAGAUUUAUAACCACGAAAUCUUAGUUCGCUUGUUUUCUGCAUUAUGUCAGCUUCAGCGCUUACUGUGCAAAAUUGUCCAUUAUACUUUAAGCACUUAGUAACUGCAUCAAUUAACUGUAUUGAAAAUAUUUAACAUAAUAGCAUAUCCAUUUAGAAUUUACUAGAUUCUCGUAUCUCAUCUUCAAUAUUUUUCCUUGUGGAGGAGUUUCCAUUCUUUUUGGAAAAUGUAUGUUCUACAUACUAAGUGUACAAAUUAGUUCUGCUCCCUAGGAAGGCCAUUGCUUCCUAUUUAUCAUGGAAGAUUUUGUUGAUUGCUAAAUCAGUGAUUGAAGAUAUGGAAUGGUAUCGAUCUUAUUUGCAAUUUUGCACUCUACUUUUGAUAAAUGUUCUUUAAAAUUAGCUAUUGUUUCCAGGUUGUUGUAUAUCAAACAAUACAGCUGAUACAAGAAUGAGAAACAUGAUAUGUAUAAGAUGAGAAGGCAUGUUGAAGUAGACUUACUCCUCUUGUGUGGAUAAAUGAUACUCUCUCUAUUCCAUAAUUUUUGUCCAUCUUUCUUUUCUUGGUGGUUCUAGAAUGCUGCCCUUCUUCUUGGAGCCCAGAGAGGGGGCCUCAGCAGGGGAGAGUGGCCGAGUGGUCAAAAGCGACGGACAGUAAAUCUGUUGAAGUUUUUCUACGUAGGUUCUGGAUUCAAACAUGACAAAGCCUUGAAAAAUUCCUCAACAGAGAUUAUCUUUUAGUGUAGAUUUUCAUGAAGUACUAUGUGAGAAAUGGAAGAUUUGUGUUUUCAGUCAUCACUGUUGUUUCUGACAUCAACUUGCCAACAAGCACACAUAAGGUUGCUUCAAGGAGCAUAACAGCAAGCUUGCCAACGGAACUCUUGAACUUUGCCUUUUUUCAGCUGCUCUGAAAUUUCUCCAAGUACUCAUGGACCAGAAGAAGGCUGCAUUUUUUGGAGGAAGCCUUCAAGCCAGCAGCAGGUGGUCAAUGACAGAGAUGAAUCAUAUCUGCCCUCAAUUUGUGAGCACAUUGCAAAAGAAAAAGACAUGAAGAAUUGAAAACUGCAAAGUCACUGCGGGUUAACAGGUCAGAUUUUACUACAAUUACUUGAAAUGCGAUUAGAUAACAUCCCUUCUUUCGAUUGGGUAUGGUUGUCAAGCGAGGAAGUUGAGCCUCUGUCUGAUUAUUUUGUUUUGAAGGUUUAUCAUCUAUGUUUACAAGUGUUGUUUGAUAACAGUUGUAUUUUUUAGCCUAUACUUAUUGACAGUCGUGCUCCUCUUUUAUGUAUUUUUGCGGGUCAAUUACCUUUUAGUCCCUA
This is a messenger RNA of Manihot esculenta (cassava), 3454 nucleotides long. RefSeq names its product transcription termination factor MTEF18, mitochondrial-like. NCBI's taxonomy places the organism in Eukaryota, Viridiplantae, Streptophyta, Magnoliopsida, Malpighiales, Euphorbiaceae. Bases 228 to 1979 code for a protein of 583 amino acids. The record is from RefSeq and is a predicted model, not a curated record. The transcript is spliced from 2 exons. Gene Ontology annotation, molecular function: double-stranded DNA binding. Gene Ontology annotation, biological process: regulation of DNA-templated transcription; chloroplast organization. Gene Ontology annotation, cellular component: chloroplast.